Molecule: messenger RNA, 1423 nt
Organism: Hypoxylon fragiforme
Lineage: Eukaryota; Fungi; Ascomycota; Sordariomycetes; Xylariales; Hypoxylaceae
Product: alpha/beta-hydrolase
Exons: 1
Coding region: 327-1121 (264 amino acids)
Biological process (GO): protein depalmitoylation
Cellular component (GO): cytoplasm
Molecular function (GO): carboxylic ester hydrolase activity; palmitoyl-(protein) hydrolase activity
Source: RefSeq, a predicted model, not a curated record
CUUACCACUUACCUGGCUUAGAUGCAUGUGACAUAUGGAUAAAUACCUAGUACUAAAAAACUUAAAGGUCGUAUUGUACCUGACAUUAGUUAAUCCUCAAAAAGACUAAACCACAUGUGCAUUCAUUAAUUCCCCAUCUCCAACUAAAGCCCGGCCCCGGAAGUCAACGUCAACCAUCCCCGUUGUUGUAUCGGCCAGACACGGCCUUGAUAAUCAGACAGAAUUAAGUACAUCAAGUUCAGCAAAGGAAAGGAAAAAUAGAAGGAGGGAAAAGGGGGGGAGAAAGGAGAAAGGAGAGGAAAAAAAAAAAAAGGAGAAACAAAACGAUGCCUACCAGAAUACCUAAACCGGAGGACUUCAACCAUUUAUCAGCCUCAUUGCAUAUAUCACUGGUAUUUCCCGAAGUCCCAGAAACCACAACCGCCAUUCUUAUCCUCUUUCACGGCCUCGGAGAUUCAGAUGUAUCUUUCGCUACAUUUGCUAAGAACUUGAACCUGCCUGGUGUCUUGUCCAUAUCCGUCCGCGGUGUCUCCCCACUCCCACCGACCUUACUCGGCCUUCCGGAUUCUGAUCUCUCUCGCCCAACCAGCCACUUUCACUGGGGGGAUGACUUGACUCUAUCGCCGUCGACCGGGGACUUGGACCCCGAUCCUGGUUUCUCCAAGGCCGAACAGUUAGUACUAGGAAAACUCAUCCGUGAGACACUCGUAGAGAAAUGCGAGUGGGAGACAAAUGACAUCUUGCUCUUUGGCUUCGGUCAGGGAGGCUCUCUGGCUCUCGGCUUGUCGUCAAGGAUUUGCGUAGGUGAGAAGGUUGUCGAUGUCACUGAGAGAGAUGUGGCUACGGGAACGGCGUUCAAGGGGGCCAUAUCGAUUGGUGGCCCCUUGCCUGUGAGCAUGAUACCCACGCUGGGUGCUAGGGAGAAGUCUCGAACCCCAGUCUUAGUAUGUCAUGGCAGGUCCACCGAGUUGCUUGAUGAGGACGCAAUGGAUAGUAUAAAGAAAGAGUUUGUCGACGUGCGAGAAGUCAAAUGGAAGAAGAGCGAUGACAGCAUGCCUAAGAAUAGGGAUGAGAUGCUACCAAUCAUGCAAUUCUUUGCGGAAAGAUUACGCGGGUGGUAGAGCAAACCGUUGCACCGAUCGCUUACUGCUAGAAGAAUGUUAAGUCUCUGCUCCGUGGGCUAUAUUAUACCCUCAUUUACAAAGUUAUAACACAAUACUUAGAGGCUACCUAGGUAGGCUUUAACCUUUCGAUGACCAUCUAUACUAUCAUCUCUUUUGAUGCUCAAGUACUCCUGCGUAGUCCAACCACGUAGUAUGUACAUGUGUCUCUAAGAUAUAUUUAUAUUCUCAAUGUUGCCCAUUCCGGAGCAAACCGGAUACCAAUCUAUGCUCUAUGGCAUACUUAUUUAGCCUAGGCCAAU